Sclerotinia sclerotiorum 1980 UF-70 is the source of this 132-nucleotide messenger RNA. RefSeq lists its product with no specific name. The record is from RefSeq and is a predicted model, not a curated record. NCBI's taxonomy places the organism in Eukaryota, Fungi, Ascomycota, Leotiomycetes, Helotiales, Sclerotiniaceae. The coding region runs from base 1 to 132 and encodes 43 amino acids. The transcript has a single exon.
AUGUGGUAUGGUAUGGCAUGGUCUUACGGUAUUGGUUUGAUAUUGGUAUUGGUAUGGUGGGAGGAACAAGCGGGGAACUUUUUAGUUUCAAUUUCAAAUUUAAUCAUCGAACGUAAUGCAAGUCAACUUUGA